AUGGAAAACCACUUCGACAAGACCUGCAGGGUCAAAUUACCCUUAGAAGUCAUCCUUUUGGUCGUUGAGAAUCUGAUCCCUAGGGGGAUUCACCGAUCGAUCUUUUCUACCUCAAAUGUCGUCACGAAAACAUUGCUCAGCUGCACAUUAGUCUCCAAAGCAGUCAAUCCUACUGCAACCCAACUGCUUUGGCAAAAUUGUCUCUACAUUGACUCGAAAGAUCGUCUUUACCAUGUCCGCGAUUCUAUUUCUCGGCAGGGUUCAGUCACAGGUCGGUCAUGCGAAGUUUAUCGCCCUACGAGGCUGUUUCUUCGUCUGUAUCCAGAUCCAACAUCUGUGUCCGACGUUGAAAUAUUCGACGAUGAUUACUACCCGCCAUCGCCGCUCGAGGACAUUGACAUGUGCGAGGCUGUCAAAAGCUUACUCGUGACUUUGGCUCCGAGUCUCACAACUAUCGUUGUGGACAUGCCACUUCGCAGUCUUUAUCCUUCAAAUGAUGAGCACGGCGUUCGGAAGAUUCUCAGAGACGGGUUCGAAGCGCUGGUCCAUAUUGAAGAACUUGUCAGCAUCAACGACGAACUAUACUUGGCCACCAAAGAAGAUCACAGUGAGCCACAAGUAUGGAUCAAAUGGGCGAACCUCCGGCGUGUAUCCCUCUACAAUGUUUUUAUGGGCCCCGAGCUAUGGAAGGACAUGCUUCUAUGCCCUCGAUUGUACAAGGCGGUUUUCCCACGUGCAGACUCCGACAACUCACGUCGACACGACAUCAAAGGUGAAUUAUCCACCGCGUGGGCUGAAGCUACCGGCCAAAAUCCACAGAAGUACCGAGGACCAGAAAUUACGAUAGCGCUAUGUGAUUGGUAUCGCCAGCCUUACGACUUCGAAUCAUACACGGAGAGCUGGCGAGACCUGGAUCCCGACAAUCUCAUAUCGAUCAGGACCGUGAUAAUCGACCCACAAUACGAUCCAGCUUUUCAGAACGUAGAUGACGAGCAAAUCUACACAUGUAAGAACUGGAUCAGGGAACGUGCUUUGCGUGGCUCACUAUGGGAUGAUAUUUGUCUUUGA
Molecule: messenger RNA, 1068 nt
Organism: Fusarium coffeatum
Lineage: Eukaryota; Fungi; Ascomycota; Sordariomycetes; Hypocreales; Nectriaceae
Exons: 1
Coding region: 1-1068 (355 amino acids)
Source: RefSeq, a predicted model, not a curated record